AUGGCUAAACGGGAGUCGGUCGAAGGCGUGCUUGGAGGCUUAACCAUUGCGCUUGAGCACGAGAGCUAUGCUCCGGGAGAGGUCGUUACAGGAAGUGUGCAGCUCUCGACGUUGGAGCUUGUGCAGGCAAGAGAGCCGUUAGCAGUGAUUGUCCAGGGACGCGAAGAGGUCGCAUGGGACGAAGGAGGCUACAGUCCCGUCACGAACGCCUUCGACAGGAUUUUUCUACAGCACAAGAUCGAACUGACCUCUUCAACGCUCUACAAUGCCAGUGAAUCAGAAUACCGUUUCAACUGCCAGCUGUCAGCGGAUUUACCCUCCAGUUUUGAGCUGAUCGAUGUUUAUAGCGGAACUGCUGAGCGUCUGCGAGUCCGGAUCAAGUAUCUAGUGACUGUUUGGCUCAGAGCCGACAGCGAAUCGGUGGCGUACUUGAAUGCUGAGCAAGAGUUUACGGUGCACGCAUCGCCGACGAUCACUCCGCCAGUACAGUCUCUUGAGAUUUCUGCGGUGGAAGCUGUGCACUGGCUAUGCUGUCUCAAUCGUGGCAAUCUGCAGAUGACGGUCGAGAUUCCAAAAGAUGUUUACCCCGCCGGCGAAGCGAUUCCGCUCUUAUGUCGAGUGGAUGGCUCUGCGUGUAAAGCCUCCAUCAAGUCCAUCACGGUGGAGCUGGUUGAAGAUAUUUUGCUUCGGAAUUUGGGUGAACGCGCCGACUGGACUGUCACGCGCAUACUUUCAUCGCAGCAGGUCGAAGGACCAGGUGCCGCCGGUCAAUCAGCGGAGCAGACGCUGAGCGUUGGGCUGAUUAAGAACGAAAAGGAGGCUCCUGUAAACCCAGACGAGGCUACACAUUUCUUUCGGUGUACUCAUCGCCUGGUCGUUCGGUGCAAAAUAGUUAUGGCGCAAAAUAUCGUUGUUGAAGUGCCAGUACGGGUACUACAUCACGAUACGUCGUUCAAUGCACGAGCGGUUCGGUUGCUGAGAAUGCCAGCUGAAGCAACGUCGGGAAGCAAAAGCCCAUAA
Molecule: messenger RNA, 1020 nt
Organism: Phytophthora infestans T30-4
Lineage: Eukaryota; Oomycota; Peronosporomycetes; Peronosporales; Peronosporaceae
Exons: 3
Coding region: 1-1020 (339 amino acids)
Biological process (GO): protein transport
Cellular component (GO): cytoplasm
Source: RefSeq, a predicted model, not a curated record